Messenger RNA from Lactuca saligna, 606 nucleotides. The record is from the annotation of a GenBank genome assembly. NCBI's taxonomy places the organism in Eukaryota, Viridiplantae, Streptophyta, Magnoliopsida, Asterales, Asteraceae.
AUGGCACAUGAAUUGGAAUUUGGGAGCAGAUUACAGAAGAGGAAAGAUGGGUUGAAACCUAUAUCGAUAGCAUAUGAAAGUAUGAAGGAGUACAAAGAUGAAAGACUAAGGGAAUUGAAACAAGUUGUGUUGAAUAAUCCUCAAUUUUUGGUGGAAAAGAACGAAGGUGAUGACACCGAAGAUGAAAUUGACGAGGGCGAAGGUAGCAGGGGCAUUAAAGUGGCCCCCGGGAACCCUAAAAUGGCUUUAUAUGAUCCUGAAGCUGCCAAAGAUCGAGAAGAAAGGUGGGCAAACCAGUACAUUGCUUCUAUUGGUUGGUUGCGUGAGAAUAUUCGUUUUGAAGAUUCUUCUGGGAACACAAUAGGUUUUGUCCAUGGUGAUUUACGGAUUGAUAAUCUUGUUUUCCAUCCUAUUGAUAAUCUUGGUUUCCAUCCAGUUGAGAUGAUUCAAUGGAUGAUAUUGGUGAGAUUCCAAUUCUAUUGGAAUAGAAUCACGAAUUCCAAUUCUUUUGGAAUGGAAUCACGAAUUUCAAUUCGGUUGGAAUCAUUUAAGUUGAUGCUUGAACAACGGACCACAAAAAUUGAAAGUGAUUCGGAGCAACAUUAG